GUCUGGCGCCUCAUUGCGCUCCAGACAUGGUGGACCGCGAACCCGCCUGCGGAGCGGCAGCAGAGAGGCCGUUUGGGCCCUUUCUGCAGGCGGACCCCUUCUACUCGUCCGCGGUGCCCCGGAAUCCGCACCCCGAGGAGAUACGGCCCUCGUCCGAGGACGAGGCACAUAUCUUUGCUGAGGCGUACCAGAGGAUGCUCCCGGAGCUGGAGAGGGAGAUUGAUGAGCUCGAGGCGGACCAGGAACGCCUGGCGGUGCUGCUGCAGGGCGCCCAGUGCAGGGUCGCGGCGGACGAGCAGCUGGACGAGGCGGUCUUCGUCCUGCGCGACGGGCUGGACCUGCGCCUCUCCGAGGUCGACGAGGGGCACCGCCGCCUGACAGCGGCGGGGCUGCGGGGGCCCGUGCGCUCCUCGCCCUCCUUGCUGGCGCACGCGACAAGCGGAUUUGUGAUUAUUAUCCCGCGGAAUUCUAAGGAUGUUCUUAGGGUGUUUCAGGAUGCCCUUACGAUGUCUGCAGCUUUCUAA
This is a messenger RNA of Prorocentrum cordatum, 524 nucleotides long. NCBI's taxonomy places the organism in Eukaryota, Dinophyceae, Prorocentrales, Prorocentraceae. The record is from the annotation of a GenBank genome assembly.